UCACCUUAGGCUGCGCAACAAACACACUAUGAUUAGCCCGGAGCACGUUAUUCUGGCCAAUCGGAGCGCUCUACCCAAAGUAUGUGGAAUCUACAUCCGGUGUCAGCAGUUUACCGGGCUCCACCGGCCGGAGAUUCAUUCAUAAGAAAACAGAGUAGCGUCAGUGUCAGCGACCAAAACAGACUCUAGUAAACAUGGCGGGUUACCUAAAAGCUCUGACCACCUUAUCGAGGAGUACAGCCGCUGCACUGUCGCAAAACCCCGCAGUGGUCUCACCGGCCGCCGUCCGCCACCACCACAGACUCCAGCAGCGGAACUAUGCCACACAGCGCAUCAAGGUGGACCAGCCGGUGGUGGAGAUGGACGGGGAUGAGAUGACUCGCAUCAUAUGGGAGUUCAUCAAAGAGAAGCUCAUCCUGUCCAAUGUUGACGUUGAGCUGAAGUACUUUGACCUGGGCCUGCCCUACCGCGACCUGACAGACGACCAGGUCACCAUUGACUCGGCUAUAGCAACUAAAAAGUACAACGUGGCUGUCAAGUGUGCCACCAUCACCCCAGAUGAGGCCCGAGUUGAGGAGUUUAAGCUAAAGAAGAUGUGGAAGAGUCCCAACGGAACCAUCAGGAACAUCUUGGGUGGCACAGUUUUCCGUGAGCCAAUCCUUUGUAAAAACAUCCCUCGCCUUGUUCCCGGUUGGACACAGGCCAUAACAAUCGGCAGACAUGCUUUUGGCGAUCAGUACAGGGCCACGGACUUUGUUGUAGACCAGCCUGGCAAGUUCAAGAUGGUAUUUUCCCCAGCUGAUGGAAGCAAGCAGAAGGAGUGGGAGGUGUAUGACUUCUCUGCAGGAGGCUGUGGGAUGGGCAUGUACAACACUGAUGAGUCCAUCAGUGGGUUUGCUCACAGCUGCUUCCAGUAUGCCAUCAACAAGAGGUGGCCUCUGUACAUGAGCACCAAGAACACCAUCCUCAAGGCCUACGACGGGCGCUUCAAAGACAUCUUCCAGGACAUCUUCGAGAAGGAGUACAAGCCAGAGUUCGACAAGCUGAAGAUCUGGUAUGAGCACCGUCUCAUUGAUGACAUGGUAGCCCAGGUCCUGAAGUCUUCUGGAGGAUUUGUUUGGGCCUGCAAGAACUACGAUGGAGAUGUGCAGUCAGACAUUCUGGCCCAGGGUUUUGGUUCUCUAGGUCUCAUGACAUCAGUACUGGUGUGCCCUGACGGCAAGACUAUUGAGGCCGAGGCUGCCCACGGCACCGUCACCAGACACUACCGUGAACACCAGAGGGGAAGACCAACCAGUACCAACCCUAUUGCUAGCAUCUUUGCUUGGACCAGAGGACUCGAGCACAGAGGCAAAUUGGACGGAAACUCUGACUUGAUAAAGUUCUCCCAGACUUUAGAACAAGUCUGUGUGGAAACUGUGGAAAAUGGAGUGAUGACCAAGGACCUCGCAGGCUGCAUCCAUGGCUUGGCCAACUGUAAGCUGAAUGAACAUUAUGUCAACACAUUAGACUUCCUGGACGCUAUCAAGACCAACCUGGACAAAGCUCUGGGCAAAUGAAGAACAAUGAGACCAAUACACAUGCCAAUGUAGAGAGACAAACCAUGUCUGUAGAUUUUUAGCUUGUUUUUACUGUUCGUUUGUAUGAACCUUUGUAUCCAAUUCUGAAGGACCCAAGUUUGCUAUUUUUCGUGCCUUUUUUGUAUGACAUUACUGUCCUCUUCCUCUCCUGUUGCCAAUGGUCCAUUUUUGUAUUGCGGCAUUAAGUGAUUGUAUUGUAAUUAAGAUGAAUGCUAAAGUUAACUUAUAAUGCCCGCUUCAAAGAAGCUUAUCUUUCACAUUUGAUUAGAAUGUAUGUUCAGAGAAAAGUAUAUACAAACAAGGACAACAAUGAUCUGUUUUGCACUGUCAGAAUGACUAUUAAAAAGAAAUAAGUGAUUAGCAAUCACUAUAACAAGCAGCAUA
Molecule: messenger RNA, 1964 nt
Organism: Dicentrarchus labrax (European seabass)
Lineage: Eukaryota; Metazoa; Chordata; Actinopteri; Moronidae
Product: isocitrate dehydrogenase [NADP], mitochondrial
Exons: 11
Coding region: 195-1559 (454 amino acids)
Biological process (GO): isocitrate metabolic process
Cellular component (GO): mitochondrion
Molecular function (GO): NAD binding; isocitrate dehydrogenase (NADP+) activity; magnesium ion binding
Source: RefSeq, a predicted model, not a curated record